Messenger RNA from Zophobas morio, 4027 nucleotides. RefSeq lists its product as uncharacterized. The record is from RefSeq and is a predicted model, not a curated record. Gene Ontology annotation, biological process: RNA processing. Gene Ontology annotation, molecular function: protein binding. NCBI's taxonomy places the organism in Eukaryota, Metazoa, Arthropoda, Insecta, Coleoptera, Tenebrionidae. Gene Ontology annotation, cellular component: exosome (RNase complex); nucleus. The transcript is spliced from 26 exons. Bases 47 to 3997 code for a protein of 1316 amino acids.
UGUUGAAAGAGUUUCCAGUACCAAAACUGCUGUCCACGAUACCUUUAUGAAAAAUGAUGCCGUCAUAACAGAGCAAGAUAGACUCACUGAGCAGCCACUCACGACUAAAGAAAGUCAUCGUCAUCCUGCCAAGCGAAUCAAGUCCUGGGACUUGAACGUGGACACCGUAGAUUGUCUCCUCGCCACUUCUGCCGUUUCAUCCGUUUUGGCGGAGGAUAAAGUAGUCGAACCACCAGAAAGCGACUACAAGCGGCGCAAUCUCAGCCAAAUAUCUCCUGUUAUCAUCACUCUGGACGAGACCGACUCCAGUAGCGAUGAGGGCGUCCUUGUCUCAUCCCAAUACUCCAUUACCGACCAUAUCAGUCAAAUGAAUGCUUUAAUAAAAGAAAAGGAGAACACCAAAAAUAUAGUGCGUGUGAAUGCCGUCACAAAUAGAGAUAAUUUUGAGCCUUCUGUGCAGGAUACAUUGAUCGAUAUAUUAAAAAAGAAAACUGAAAAGCUAAAAAUUAUAUGCGAAACACAAGUUAACGUUGUAGCUUCCACAAAGAAGAAGUUAAAAGAUUUACUUAAAAAGAAGAAAGAAGCUGCUGCCCUGUGCUUGGAGAAGCACACCAAGUUAAAAGAGCUUCGUAAAGAACUUUCUAUUUACGAGACGGCGCUUGCCAGUGCAACGAAACUUUAUAAUAAACAAAAAGAAGAAGCUGAUGAAGCAAAAAAAUCAUUUGCUCUGCAGACACACUUGAAAUUUCAGUACUGUAAGGAAUACGAAGCUGAGCGGUCUCUUCUUGAAAAUGCUGUACGCCGCAGAGCACAACACGCCCAAGAACAGAGGCAGGGAUCUACUGAGGGGGCCUCAGGGGGCCCGGCGCGAGUCCCAUUGGAAGGCGGCGAAGCUGGCAGUCAGUCGGUAGUCAUCGAAAGAACUUCUGGUAUUGGAGUGCAUGAGACGAAAGCAGAGCACUGUGCUACCACAAGCGCCCUCCUGAAAAACAUGGAGGACCCUUUCAGCCCAUUCUUGUCUCUUCUACCUCAGCGCGCACUUUCAAUUAUGAAGCACGGGCCAGUCAACGGACCACUUGCCCAAGAGAGCUUUCCUUUAACGACCAGUGGUCGCGUUGUUGUGCAGCCUUCCUCCACUCGUAGAGGCUAUCAGAGCUACUGGACGCCCCUUGUAUGGUUCCGGAGCUAUAGGUUCUCCCCUUAUUAUCGAACCAAGUCCAAGUUUUCGCUCUCAUCUCUCACAUUUAGUAACAGGCUGUCGCCAGAUUCUGUACUUUGCGAACAUGAUCUUAUUGGCGCCUGCAAUGAUGCCAACUGUGUAUAUACGCAUAUUAGUGAUAUGAAAAUGAGCAAUCAUGAAUUGUUCCAAGACCUUUUGUCUUAUGAUACUCCGCAGCUUAAUGAGAAGCAACUCAAAGAAAAAGCAAUCAAACUUCAAAGCCAAUAUGCUGCUAUUACAGCCAAUGAAAUCGCGUUGUUGAUUGUUUAUGAACUGAACACACGCGAUAAGAGGAAUCCCAUUGGCCAAUUUGUGCGUAGGAGUCCUCGUGAGUUUACUUUUAAGAAAAGCAAACCCUUCAAGGAGGCUCCGUUUUCACCUGCCGCUCGAUCAAGAGCGACUUUAGUAGUCACAGACAGUAAUGAAUUUAUCAAUUUUGUUCCCCAACAACCAGCGUCACUGAGAUAUUAUUCCUCUUUCUCGGAACCAAUGGAUUACGAAGAAUUGGUUAAGAAGGAACCUUAUAAUGUUAACCUGUGGAAGGAAUAUGCACAGCAUUAUUAUGGAAAGCAUGAAAGAUUUUUUACUGAACGUUUACAACACGCGCUGCAUAUUGUAUCUCGAGCUCUUGAAUUUAACAAGAAAAGCGAGGAGUUGUGGAAGUUGUACAUUCAAUAUUGUCAAGUCUAUUAUUCAGAAAAGCUCAAAAGAAAGUCACGAAGUUUUAUUGAUGACCAAAAACACGAUAUUAUUUGCGGAGAGAAAAAGGUUUUAGUAGAUUAUGAAAAGGAAUUGGAGGAAAAGUUUGAACUUGCACUCGAACAAAUACCAACUUCUGCCUUGCUUUGGAUGAAGUUUUUACAUUCGCAGAAAAAAUUUCAAAACAAACUUGAAUUGUUGAACCGCAUUCUUCCGAGUUUUACGGAAUUUUCACUAAAUAAUCGUUAUCCCUUAAGCUCAAAAAAUCUCCUAAAUUUUCUAUUAAUGGCCGUUCACACGUUUUUAAUGAGUGGCAGGAGACACGAAGGGCUCGUCCUUUUCCGCACCUUUAUACGUAUGUACGGCCCGCCCUCGUGUGCUUAUGAGAGUCUUAAUAAUGAUUCCGGUGCUCUUGAAGGCGAGGGAACGUUUGGUGGCGUCGAUUUCGUAUUCGUCAUGACACACGCGGGUACCCACUUUGGCGCAUUGCUAUUGGAGGAUUAUAUGCUGCUUUGGCUCUAUUAUAUUCAUGCAUUGUCCUUUGAUAACGUUAUUGAGGCAGUUUACCUUUUGGAGGAGAGGCCUCGCUCUCGCGGAGCUCUGUGGAUCCCUGAAUAUUUAGAAAAUGAGCGAUGUUCAUUAUAUAACUGGAACAUGUUUGGCGCCUUUGAAUUUCGUUCAUCAGCUCAUUUAAUGAAAGACAGUGACCUUCCAGCCACCGUUAAGACCGCCUUUCAGGACUGUUUCCGUAUUUGCCAAUCAUAUGCGUGCAUUAAACCUACAGAAAAUCUUAACCAAUACUUUUCUGUCUUGAACUUUUUGUAUAUCGAAUUUCAAAUAAAAGUUCUGAAGAACCCCGUUUUGGGGUAUUUUUGGGAAGCUGAUAUACAUACCUCGUCGACUUCAUUAAAAACACCCCCAACCCUGAAUCUUGGGGAACCCGCAUUUCCCGUGAAUUCAUUGGCUUGGAUUUAUCUUUUUGAGCUGUCAAAAACGUUCAUGACUGGUCAGGAGCUGCUAAAAAUGAGCCUUUUUAUUUUGAAUUCAUGCGUUACUGCUUGGGAACUAAAACUACGCAUUUAUUGUAGCUUGGCAAAGCACUUCUUUUGUAAAGCGCAGUUUACCUUUGCAUUGGAAGAAAUUUAUAAGGCCGCCCAUUUAUUCGUCGAUGGCAUGCCCUCAAAUGAUUUCAAGGGAGGGAGUGAAGAGCGUUGCACUUUCAUAAACUCGAUAUUUGGACAACUUUUAAACGUCGAGGAUUGUCAUAUGGAACCGACUUACUCGUUUGCUGUUUGGCUGGAUACUUCUGUCUGUCGAACGAAUGUUUAUAUGUGGCUCUGCUAUAUUCUGUUUCUUCGCUUAACUAAAAGAAGCAGCGCUUCCAUCCUUGAGACUUUUGAGGCGGCUGUUUCUGCUCUCAAUUUUAAUGAUGAAGUGAACUUUAAAAGUGUAAUUUUGCUUUCGUACUUGGAAUAUGCAUGUGAUGUGCUCCGUACCACUAACGACCCACAUGCCGCUCUUGACGAUGUGAUUAAGCUGGCCAAUCGUUGUCUUACAGAAGUUGGUCUUCAUAAAAUUACAACAGAAUUACUGAACCUAAUAUGUAAAGAACUUCCCCGAAUUACUUGCAUUGAAGAAAGAGUGGACUACGGUUUUCAUGUCGAAGUGGUCGAUGUUUUGCUAGCUUCCCUACCCGAAUUCUAUUGGUUAUCUAUUUUUGAAGGAGUUUUUUCAAAAUUUCCUCUUUGCAGUGCAUUUCGCGUUCUUGCUGGCUACUAUUACUUAAUUAACAACAAUGAAAAGUCGUGUAGAGAUAUUCUGGAGGAGUUUUUGAAAAGCACGUCUCACCCCAGCCUUCCGAUAUUUCAAAUUCUUUCCUCACUUUUUAUGCGAGCUGGUCUCGUGGAAAGCGCGCGAAAUAUAUACUUAUUAGGUCUGAGAAUGUUUCCUCUCUCCUUUUCCUUAUGGAAGGAGUAUUACGAGUUUGAAGAAUAUUGUGCAGUUAAUUCCGAGGAAGUUAAGAAGCGUGUGGAAAAUGAAGCCAGUUCACUAGGAAUUCUUUUACAUGUUAACACAUAAAGUUUAUUCAGAAGCAGCACUUGAAAUAUA